GCAAGCAAAACGGAAAUACACAAAGGUCAAGGCUAUUUUUGUUUUUGUUGUGAAAUAUCCCGAAAUAUCCUUUUAAAUAUUUAAAAACGUGGUUUAUCGAUCAGGUAAACUACAGCGAUGAUGUUAACUUUGACGAUUUUAGUAUGUUUGUCAGGUUUGCUGAACAAUGUUGCAUGUUUAGAGCAAUGCGGCAGCAGACUCUGCAAAUCUGGUCAAGUGUGCGAGUCUGACAUUGAUGGUGGAACAUGUUACAACAGUACCUUGAAGAUAGAUUGUCAAGAUGGUAUUUCAUAUUGCUACAAACCAAGAAAAUGCUGUGGAGUAUCCACAUGCUGUCCCGAAAAUUCAGAUUGCUGCGGUUUCAAUACAUGUUGUCCGAAGGGUUCCGUGUGUUGUAGUCCUAACUACUGUUGUGAACGAGGAACUACGUGCUGCGGGUUCCAGACAUGUUGUGCAUCAGGAACACAUUGUGAUGGCGGAGAGUGUAUAAGAAACAGUGGCGGUCCCUUCAAGUGGUGGUACAUAUUUUUCUUCCUGGCACCCACAUUUGUACUUGUUGCGGUCAUCCUCAGACGAAGGAGAAGAGCAGCUGCACUGAGAGCUGCCGGUAUCAACACAGGAGGUAUGAUAGUGACUGUGCCAGUUCAGACAAGAGAACAGUACGGGUAUGAUCAGGGUCCAAUCAAUUACAGCAUGCCAGCAGGAGGGGCUGUCCCACCGUAUACACCCCAGACAGAUGAAAGAACUAUGCAGCCGAGUUGUCCCCCGCCACCAUACAGUGAUGUUGCAAAGCCACAGGCCUGAUGAGACAGAUAGACUUUCAGUUGGGGCUUUUUUUGACAUUUAUUUCUAUGGAUGCCAUACUGAGUGUCAGUUUGUGAACAUGAGUGUUUGUUAAGGUAUGCAUGUUGUGUGCAUCAGUGCGUACAUGUACCAAUCCCUCCUGCAGUUUUUGUUUUUCUGCUUCAGAAAGCAUAAUACCACAGAGGGAUAUUCAGUUUCUUUUGAACCUUGUUUUCUAAUGAAUUGAAUAUUAUGGAUGCCCUCCAGUAUGCUAGUUUGUUGACUUUAGUGUUUGUGUACAAGUUGUUGGCAAUCUCUCAAGCAGAAUUGGAACAUGCGGCGAAAAGCAGUGCAACAUUCUGAUUGAUAUAUUAAACCCUUAGCCUGCUGGCGGCAAGUGAUUCUGCCUUUGCGACCAGUGCAGACCAAGAUCAGACUGCACAUCAGUGCAGGCUGAUCAUGGUCUGCACUGGUCGCCAUUCAGUCAGUAUCUUUUUGGAAAGCAUCCCUUUUAACAGUUAAUGGUACUGUCCAAAUUGAAAGAUGGAUCAGUUCAUUAUAGAAAUUUAGUAGGGUAAGGGUUAACGUAACUUUUUAAUAGAUGUAAUCUCAAUUUGCUUUGUUUGAAAAGGUCUGUAAACUUGUUUCCAUUCAAGAUGACAAACAUUCAUGUUUGUUAAUUUUUGUUCUUGGUGUUGUUUUUUUUGCAUUAUAUGUGGGAAUUCAUUAAGCAUAUGUUUCGGAGUUGAAAAAUCAUUAAAAAAAAUCAGAAAGCAUAUGAUAAAAUGUUGAAUCCUGGAUAGGUGGAAAUAACGUGAACCUGCAAAGUAAAAAAAUUAAUUUCAUCUUCUUCCAUUUGAUACCAUCUAUUGAGGGGAGCAGUUAUUGGAAUAUGGUAAAAAUUGCAUUUCUUUGUUAACAAAAAACUAAAAACCUUUGCAGUAUGUUAUAUUGGAAAAAAUACUGGAAAAGAACAUUGUAUAAUUCAAGUUGUUUUUCUAAAUACAACCAAAUUUAAUAAGGGAAAAAUAUCAUAACACAUAGAAGCUGAUGCUAAUGCAUAAUACCUUCUCCCCUAAACUCACAGGUGGAGUGGAAUCUUCAGAGAGUGGAUAUGGCACUAAUGUACAAUACCCUUUCCCCAAAAUUUUUAUGUAAAGUAGAAUCUCCGUAAUAUCAGAUCUGUAAGAAGAACCUUUGGAAGCAAACCUUAUUAUUGUAUGUUUGGAAAAGGGUUAAGAUGUUGUAGUUUGAAGUGGGAGAAACAUAUUAAAUAUAUGAUAUAAAUACAUGAAAAAAUAUUGCAUAUAGAACAUUUUAUAAGAGACUAAAUCUUUUUCUUAAAUAUACCAUGUUUACAUAAGGAAGAAAUAAUUUUUAUAUGCCUGCAAAAAGGGAUCAACUGCCGCAACUGGCAGGCGGUAUGCAUCCACUGAAGUUUUUCCUCUCCCUUAUUAACCAGUGUUCACCAGUUUUGGUCACAAUGUUUAUGGGUAUAUCUUGGACAAGUAACAAAUUAAAUAUAUCAAGUAGCAAAUGGACAAAAAAACAACGAAAAUUUAAAUAAAAGACUGUUAUUCUACAUACAUUCCAUUUGGAAAUUAUUGUUAAAAUGUUAUUCUUAUAUAUUUAAUAUUGUACUUUAUACAAAAUAUACAGUGCAUAUAUCAUAUUUUGAUGCUGUGUAUGUACAUGACUUUUUUGUGUCUGGGACACGUGUCAUGCAAACAGGAGUUCAGUUUAUGAGAUUGUUGUAUAAAAUGAUUUUACAGAUUCUUGCAAUAGAAUUGAUUAUAAUAUAUUGUAAAUACACUAGGAUAGAUAGAUAGAUACUUUAUUUUCCUUCAAUAUACAUGAAGAUCUGAACAAAGUACUUCAGUAUAAAUCAAAAUUUCAAGUAUCUGUUACUUGAAUAUCAGUAAUAUCUAUGUAGGAAACUGAACUCCUUUGGGUAUUUCUUGUCUAGUACUUCUUUCAUAUUGUAGGUGUACUAAAUAUUUUAUAAAAUCUUAAAAUAGCCACAUUUUCUUUUUUUUCUUGUUUAUAGAAGAACAACUAGAAAUGACUCGAUAAAUGUUAGAUAAGUUCUAUUUAAAGGAGAAAGAAAAAAGGUUUAUAAUCUAGAAUUCAUUGUAUAUAUACCAGAGAAAAGCUAAGCUAACCAUGUGAAUAUAGUACAGUGUAGGCCUUAUCUAUUGCCAUCGCUGUAUCAAUUUAUACAGAAAUUAAGAUGGGCAAACAUAUGCCCGAUUUAUUUUCAUAUUUCACGACAGUUAACCUAUUUACGUAUAUAUGCACACCGUAAGUUCUUAAGUUGACACCACUGAUUAAUGUGUGGGCUAUUUCAGGCCUUUAAUAGAUGAUAUCCCAGUCUGUUUCCAUCCACUGGUUUGUCUAGGACUUAAGUCUGUCUUGGUUCUGUGAUGAUUUUAUUGACCUCAAACAUGGCAAACAAUUAGUAAUAUGUAAAGCAAAACAUAAAUACAUGAAUACAGAAUAUGCAGACCAUGUGCAUUAUAUGUAUUUCUUGUUCUUAGGCAUCAGGGCCGCUUUGGCUGAGUGGUUAAGAUCGCUGACUUCAAAACAUUUGCGCGUUACCAGUGAGGAUUCUAAAAUUUACUUGUGAGGAAGUUGUCUUCCUAUUGCCCGGAGAGGCACCUAGGGUCGUCCUCCUCUAUCAGAAGCUUGAGAGUCUCCAUAUAUAUGACAUUGAACUUAAAACCUAACAAAAACUAUGGUAAUACAUUGUGAGAAUGCUUGGUUAGUGUAAAUUUAAUUUGUAGAAUGAUUAUAAAUCAUAUCCUUUAACUGAUAUCCUCUGUGAUUUGUAUAUAUAUAUAAAGUUUAACUUAAAUUAUCUGAUGUACUCUUUUGUGUUUGUUUACUAAUAUCCAUGACAUUCCAGAUACUUGUAGUAUUACAAAUCCACCAUCAUAUAAGAAUACUGGCCCAUUUUAUCUGACCACUUACAUGUAUAUAGUUUACCAAUAUUUCAGUUGUAAAUCUAUAUAUACUAGAUCUAUAUUAAAGCGGCAUGCCUCCAGAUCGUUCGACAACAAAAAAAUAAAUAUUUUUUUAGAUAUCUUGAAAUAAAUGCUAUAUUUCUUAAGAAGGCUUUAAAACUUAAUUACUGACAAACUUUAUGUUACAGAAACACAUGAGAAUUUGCUGUUUUUACUACUUUUGACAAUGAAAAUUGAAAAGCGUUUGUCACACUUUUCUCCAGGUAAAGUGUCUCGAUUAUAAAUAUCUAUAUUUUGAAGUCAUUAUUCACUACUUCAGCUAUAGCACUAUUAGUUAUGUCUUUAUUGCUGCAGCGGUCCGGGGUUCAAUUCCCCAGGCGGUCAUCUUUUUUUCUUGAUUUGGAAGUUCUAAAAUAUUUUAGAAACAAAAAUUUAUAUUCUAAUGUUCCUAAUAUGAUUAAAACUUCAGUUUGAACGAAAGAUUAUUUUUUAGCCAAAUCUGGAGGCAUGCUGCUUUAAGGAAACUUCAGAAGUAAUGUUUCAUGGUUAAAAAUGUUUCAUUUUAAUUCAUAGCCUGUCUAAACUAGCAUAACUAAAAUUUAUCAAUAUAUCAUUGUUUUGUGAAAGAUGGAAGUGUUUCACUGCAAAUUUGUGUGUCCUUAAAGUCGGUAAUUCAACCUUAUUCAGUGAAAUAAGCAAAAAGACUGUCUUUUUAAAUGUACAGCCUCUGAAAUAUCAAAAAGAUGUACAUAGGUAGAUGGAAGGAGUCCUAAUUUCACUAUUACACUACCAACAAAAUCUGAAGUGAAAUGUAAUUUCGUAACCUUGACCUUUGACCAGAGAAAUGUAUUCUUUAUCACCAGCAGUUAGGUAAUUUUGAUCCUAGACUAUUUAAGACUACAUUGUGUAUGUACUCUACACAUUGAAUGGCUUACCGGCCAGUAGUCAAAACUAUUAGCCUGAAGUUAGAUGACAUAAGAAAUGAAAUGUCAAAGUUUUUUCUCUUAUUUUUGACUUUAUCCCAUCAAACUUGUGCUGAACUAUUGAUGAGUCAAUGGCACAAACUUUGGACUAACAAUUUUUAUGAGGAGUUGUGCAAUAAUAUAGACUUACUGAAUGGCUGGCAGUCAGUAGUAAAAACUACUGCCUGAUGUCUGAAGUCCAAAGGUCAACAGUUUUUACUAUUGAAUGGCAAGUCAUUUGGUAAGUGUUCUAUUACAGGACAUCUGAAAUAGAUUUCAAUUAGUUAUUUUUUCAAGUCCCAACAAAAUGGUGUUGAAUUUUAGACAAGUUACAUAGUACAAGCUAUAGACUGGCAAUUUGUAGUCGUGUAAUAAAAAUGACUACAGUUUAAGUCAGUAUCGAUUAAAUGGCUUAUGUUUUUUACUGACAGUAUUAAACAUUUCAGAAAUUGACACCAUUAUGCCGAGUUUGUAUACAUGUAUGUGUAAAUAUUUUAUUGUAUAUAUUUUAUUGGACUUCAAGAUUCACGCUUUUUGUAACAUAAUAGUAUUUCAAUUAUAUUCUGGAAACAUAA
Molecule: messenger RNA, 5283 nt
Organism: Mercenaria mercenaria
Lineage: Eukaryota; Metazoa; Mollusca; Bivalvia; Venerida; Veneridae
Product: keratin-associated protein 10-2-like
Exons: 6
Coding region: 118-804 (228 amino acids)
Source: RefSeq, a predicted model, not a curated record